Messenger RNA from Oikopleura dioica, 1431 nucleotides. Lineage: Eukaryota; Metazoa; Chordata; Appendicularia; Copelata; Oikopleuridae. The record is from the annotation of a GenBank genome assembly.
AUGGCAAGAAGAAUAGCGCUUCUAGUGCAGACGAUCGUCUCUGCUGCCUUCCCCGAAUUCAUACUCGUCCCAGAGCAACAAAACUACCUCCUGGAGUCGCAGAAGUCGAUCGAUCUUCAGUGCGUCUUUCAAAACGCCGACGAAAUCUCCUGGAAAUGCAACGGCAGAUCGGUUCCGGACAAAAGCUUCUCAGUCUCGGAUGAAGAUGGCGUCGUCAAAUCCGUCCUUACUGUUAGCCGAAUGGAUGUCCUGUCAUUCUUCGGCAAUGACGACUACUGGUGCAUGUGUCAGAUCCGAGAUGGGAAAAAUUCGGAGCAGUCUGGAUGGGUCAAAAGCCAGCGAUCCUUCAUCGUUCAUUCUUAUCUUCACAACAAAUUCCAAAAGCCUCUUCCCCAAUCAGGCGGAGUAAAAUUCGGAGAGAAGUUUGUCCUCGAUUGCCGGCCCCCAGCUGGGAAUCCAAAACCAUUAGUUUCGUGGCUCAAAGAUGGUGAGCCGAUCAAAAUCGACGGCGAAAACUACGAAUUGACGAGCCAGGGCGAUUUGAUUGUCAAUACUGUUGACAAGACUGCGGCCGGCAAUUACACUUGCAGAGCCAGCUCCGUUGUUGGAAGUCGUCUUUCGCCCCCGGCUAGUGUUUUUGUCUACACCGAGCCAACCUGGUCUGACUGGUCAGAUUGGUCCGCCUGCGAAGUCAACAACGACUCCGGCUGCGGCUCUGGCUACCAAAAGCAAACACGCUCCUGCUCUAACCCCCUUCCAAUGUACGACGGAGUCAAAUGCCGUGGCCCAGCAAAACGCCUCGAAAAAUGCUUUGUUAUGUGCCCAAACGCUCGCGGGAACAGUUUCAAAAGCAUCGCCGCUUCUGAUCCUUUAGAAAAUAAUCAUGAUGAAGAGAGCGGCGACUUGGUGGUGGUGGCGUCGGUGACUGGCGCCGCCUGUCUGCUUUUCCUGCUCGUCGUGGCGGGCGCCCUUUUCGUCAAAAACCGGCGCAAGUUUGACUACUUCAAGCACAAUCCCCACAAGGGCGCCCAGUUUACUGCCAAUCAAGAUUUCGAUAUCAUCCGCGUCCCAACUCACGCUCCUGAAUACUCGGCCUUGACCAGCAGAAAAGACGGCCACUUCGAAACCAUCGAGAAUCUGCUCUACAGAUCUGAAUGCUCGAAGAAAACGACUCUCACGGAUCUCGGCUCGAACGGCUCUUCCAACUCCGAUGGAGUUUACCACCACGUCCCAACUUUCCCAGCCAAAGGGCCAGCUGGGCAGAAUGCGACUUCUUACCAACCAGUACCUCAGCAAACAUCUCCUAAUUCUCCAUAUCACCCAGUUGCGCCCAAUCAGCGGCCUGCUAGCCCUCUUAUGCAACCCCCAGUCUAUCAAUAUGUCAACCCGUAUUCCUAUUCUUACAAUCCCAAUCCUCAUACAUCUCGUUAA